CGGGGACAGGCCCGCUCACAUGGGAACGAGUGCGGAUAUGACUGGCUGUGUCCGAGGGACUGGGGCGGGGUCAGGCCGGCGGCCCAGUGUGGGUUUCCGCUGUUGGCGACGCCAAGAACUGGGCCCGCGGCGUCCGGCGCCUCCGACUCGCCCCUGGCCCAGUCCGCGCCCAGGUCGAGUGCCCCGGCGCCGGCCCCCGCUCAGCCCCUGGACCUGGGGCGGCAGCUGCAGGAGCGAGCCGGCGCGCAAGGGCGAGGCGGCCGGGCAGACGCCAUGUCCAUGGAGGACCCCUUCUUUGUAGUGAAAGGGGAGGUCCAGAAAGCAGUGAACACUGCCCAGGGAUUGUUUCAGAGAUGGACAGAGCUCCUCCAGGACCCCUCCACGGCAACAAGGGAAGAAAUCGACUGGACCACCAACGAGCUGAGGAACAAUCUGCGCAGCAUCGAGUGGGAUUUGGAAGACCUUGAUGAAACCAUCAGCAUAGUUGAAGCAAACCCUAGAAAAUUCAACCUCGAUGCCACUGAACUGAGUGUAAGAAAAGCCUUCAUUACAAGCACACGGCAAGUCGUCAGGGACAUGAAGGAUCAGAUGUCGUCCUCGUCUGUGCAGGCGUUAGCUGAGAGAAGAAACAGACAGGCACUGCUAGGAGACAGUGGCAGCCAGAGUUGGAGCAGCAGAGCCCCAGAUAAGUAUGGGCGCCUGGACCACGAGCUGCAGCUGGCCAACUCCCAUUUCAUCGAGGAACAGCAAGCACAGCAGCAGCUGAUCGUGGAGCAGCAGGAUGAGCAGUUGGAGCUGGUCUCUGGCAGCAUUGGGGUGCUGAAGAGCAUGUCGCAGCGCAUCGGCGGGGAGCUGGAGGAGCAGGCAGUCAUGUUAGACAGUUUCUCACAUGAGCUGGAGAGCACUCAGUCUCGUCUGGACAAUGUGAUGAAGAAGCUUGCCAAGGUGUCUCACAUGACCAGCGAUCGGCGCCAGUGGUGUGCCAUUGCUGUGCUCUUUGCAAUCCUGUUGGUUGUGCUGGUCCUCUUCCUUGUGCUGUGACUGAGGCCUCAGCCGGGAGCCCUUGCUGCAUGUGACCCACAGGGAGUGGGAGAAGCCAGCACCAACUGUCCGCCUUCCUUUCCUGGACACACCUGUACACACAUGCCUUUGUCCAGCCUCUCCAUGUGACCUCAAAGCUCAGCUCCUCCUGGGCACCCCUGUGCCCAGCCUCCCCAUGUGACUCCACAAUUCAACUCCUCCUGGACACGUCUGCCCAGCCUCAUCAUGUGACUCCACAAUUGAGCUCCUCCUGGACAUACCACUACCCAGCCUCACCAUGUAACUCCACAGCUCAACUCCUCAUGGAUACACCUCUACCCAGCCUCCCCAUGGACACGCGUCUACCCAGCCUCCCCGUGUGACCUCACAGCUCAGCUCCCCUGGACACGCCUCUGCCCGGACUCCUUGUGUGACUGUGAUGUAGAUGGCUCCUCCAUCACAGUGCCAGUGGCAGGUCCUGGGGAAAGAGGAGUGAGGAGACUGCACCCUAAAUGGUGGAGCCCCAUGCCUGCACUGCCCUGGGGACAACAGCCACUGCCUAACCUUGCCUGACCUGGCUCCUGAGGAGGCUCCUAGCAGGCCUGUCCCGUGCUGUCUUCUCUGCAGCUGCUCUUAGCUCCCACUGUUCCUGCUCCAGAGAACCUGUGGGUACUUCAGGCCACUUGCUGUGCUUUGUGUCACUGCUAUAGCCUCCUUAGCCCAGGUGCAAAAGGCCCAGAGAGUUCACUUUUCAGGGAUCAGUACGGAGAUGAACUGUUCUAGGUGCAUUUCUUGCGGUGGGAUUAAUGAGUGGAAAAUAAUGAAGCACUCCAAGUUUGGGGUUCUGAAGACUUGAAUUCUGGUUGAUGGGACCUCCCUGGAUGCAGGUUGGGGAGAGCUGGCGAUGUCAUUGGAUGUGAGGGCUAGUGUCUCAGUGACCACCAGGAUGUCUAGGGCCUGGCCAGGUAGGAAGCAGAGUCUUCUCGGUCCCCCCGCAUGGUGGGAGUGAAGCUGUGCCUGUGUAUAUUGCCUUGAUUCACAGAGGGUGAAGAUGAAAAGCGUGGUUUGGGACCAGACUUAGGUUGCAUGUGACGGUGAGGCUGGGGAGGUGGACUUGGCUUGCUUUUUCCCUAGAUGACAGCUGGAUUUUACACAUUCAGACCACUGAGCCAACCCAGACCUAAGUUGAAACUGCGGGGACACAAAGCUUUGGCCUCUGACUUUUUGGAUGCACUCAAGUAGGAGAUAUUUUUAUAGCUUCCCUCACGUUGAGCGGCAACUGGGCUGGAGCCAGAGCUCAGCUCUGGGGGCUGCUGGUCUUGCUUCCCCAGCGUCUUGCCAGAGUUCUCGUCUCAUCUUGUCUUUCUGGGUGCCCUCCCUCACACACUAACUUUGUUCUUUUUUCUUUUUCUCAUUUUGUUUGUAUAUCUCGUGGCUUUGUUUUGGGACUUCCUUUUCCCUUUUAUAUGAUUUGCUAUCAUGUGCUCGCCCAGCUAACUUUUGAAUCGCACUUUUAAAUAAACAUUGUGAGAAUUUUGUAAAAAGG
Molecule: messenger RNA, 2566 nt
Organism: Ochotona princeps (American pika)
Lineage: Eukaryota; Metazoa; Chordata; Mammalia; Lagomorpha; Ochotonidae
Gene: STX6
Product: syntaxin 6
Exons: 8
Coding region: 274-1041 (255 amino acids)
Biological process (GO): intracellular protein transport; Golgi vesicle transport; vesicle fusion
Cellular component (GO): endomembrane system; SNARE complex; synaptic vesicle membrane
Molecular function (GO): SNAP receptor activity; SNARE binding
Source: RefSeq, a predicted model, not a curated record